CAUUGUCAACUCCGAGCUCAUCAAUUUCGCACAUGAAACAGAACGCUUUCUGUCGAUGCUCUUUGUUCUCGACAGUCUAAGGGGCAGCGACCGACUCAUUCCGAGUCAGAAGUCUCCCUAUAUAAUGCCCUUUGGCACGACAUUAACUCACACGUACCAUGUCAAGGCAGAGGAGUAUGGCUCUGUAACAACUUCACCCCUAAGCAUUGGCCUAACACUUCAGCUUGGAAGGGAGAUUUUCAGAGAGAAACGCCUCUUUGGUGCCGGAACUAUCGUGUUGCGUGCAAGUGUAGGCGAACCUCCUGCCGAUUGUUCAUCUGAAGUGCGUGCACUUUAUGAUGCUUGGCGUAUGGAGAGGAUUUUUGUCAAGCUCAGUGCUCGAUUACACCACGGCAAACAUAGUAAUGGGACAUUCUUUGAGAAACCAGAAGGAGAUGAUCGUCUCCCGAGAGUCCUGCACAUCGAAACCCUGAACAGCUCUCCACCGCAGGAUAGUUAUUUACUCCUCGGAGACAAAUAUUCGAAAAGAGUCUGGACGAUCGAGGUGAUAGGGGAAU
This is a messenger RNA of Serpula lacrymans var. lacrymans S7.9, 557 nucleotides long. RefSeq lists its product as uncharacterized. The transcript has a single exon. The record is from RefSeq and is a predicted model, not a curated record. The annotation marks the transcript as partial. Lineage: Eukaryota; Fungi; Basidiomycota; Agaricomycetes; Boletales; Serpulaceae.